Messenger RNA from Durusdinium trenchii, 942 nucleotides. Lineage: Eukaryota; Dinophyceae; Suessiales; Symbiodiniaceae. The record is from the annotation of a GenBank genome assembly.
AUGCUUUGGGUCCUGGGUUUCCACCUGCCUUCCCAGGUUUGCUGGCGGCCCGAAUCGGCUUCGGCCUCCUUGCGCACGCGUGGUGUCCUCGUUGGCGUCAGUACUGAUGGAAAAGUACGUCAAUGGCACGUGACCAGCGGCAAAUGCCUGGAGGAAUUUGGUGCAGGAUCUGAAACUGAACAAUUGUUCUGUGUAGACUAUAGUAGUGAUGGCAAAAUGAUGGCCACAGGUGGCUUGAAGGCAAUCUUUGUGAUUGACGAGGAGACCAAGAAGCAAACGAUCCAGCUCGAGGGUGGCAAUUAUGAGACAACUGCAGGGCAUUCCAAUCGUGUUCAAGCGGUGCGUUUCCUGCCAGCUGAUGCGCCAUGGGCGCUGGUCAGCGGUGGCUGGGACAACUCUGUUCAGUAUUGGGAUUUGCGCGCUGGCCAUGCAGUGAAAGCAAUUCUCGGACCCCACAUCUGCGGAGAUUCCUUGGACGUCUCUUCGGAUGGCCGGCAUUUGUUAACCGGCAGCUACAGAGAUCAGAAUCCGUUGGAGCUUUGGGACCUUGCACAGGAGCAGAGAAUCAAGGUGAUCCCCUGGCGCUCUUCUGGGCCUCAGGAGCCAGCUUGCUUCUUGUACACAGCCAGGUUCUCAAAGGAUCCACACAAUUCCCUCAUAGCAGCAGGCGGAUCCUUUGCCAACAAGGAGGAUGGUGGUGAAGCCAAGAUACUUCAAUACGGAGGAGCUGCUGCCACUUCCUCGAAAUGCCUGGGCACAGUCGUGGACUACACAUGUUUGUCUGCAGACUUUGCUUCGAGUCAAGCUGGCCUACUGGCCCUGGGUGGCACGGAUGGAAAAGUCAGGAUCAUGAGUUUGAAACCGGAAGGCCCAAGACCUGCGACUUCGGGUUACCAUUCCAAGCUCUCCGGUCUUGGAAGCUCUGAAGCACUGGAGAAAUGA